Caenorhabditis elegans is the source of this 1739-nucleotide messenger RNA. It is a transcript of the gene lin-1, whose product is annotated as ETS domain-containing protein. Bases 1 to 1326 code for a protein of 441 amino acids. Gene Ontology annotation, molecular function: DNA-binding transcription factor activity; sequence-specific DNA binding; DNA binding. Lineage: Eukaryota; Metazoa; Nematoda; Chromadorea; Rhabditida; Rhabditidae. The record is from RefSeq and is marked reviewed. The transcript is spliced from 6 exons. Gene Ontology annotation, cellular component: nucleus. Gene Ontology annotation, biological process: regulation of transcription by RNA polymerase II; regulation of DNA-templated transcription; DNA-templated transcription.
AUGAAUCACAUUGACCUUUUGAAGGUCAAAAAAGAGCCGCCGUCGAGUUCGGAAGAAGCCGAGGAAGAAGAAUCUCCGAAACAUACGAUUGAGGGAAUUUUGGAUAUAAGAAAGAAAGAGAUGAACGUCUCAGACUUGAUGUGUACCCGAUCCUCGACACCUCCGACCUCAUCAUCCGUCGACUCAAUCAUAACCCUGUGGCAAUUCCUUCUAGAACUACUGCAACAAGACCAAAAUGGUGAUAUAAUCGAAUGGACACGCGGAACGGACGGCGAAUUCCGACUGAUUGAUGCAGAAGCCGUGGCGAGAAAGUGGGGACAACGGAAGGCGAAACCGCAUAUGAAUUAUGAUAAACUGUCGAGAGCGUUACGAUAUUAUUAUGAGAAGAAUAUUAUUAAGAAGGUGAUCGGCAAAAAGUUCGUAUAUCGCUUUGUAACUACUGACGCCCACGCUCCGCCGACCGCCGACUUUUCCUCAAAUAUGAACAUGAAGAUGUGUUAUGUCAAAGACGAGAAGGACAUUCGACACGAGAUUCCGUCGUUUAUGACGUCAUUACAAGCACCGCCGCCGCCGCCUCCACCACCUCAAAAUCCACGUGGCAACACGGAUUUCUCGGCGCUGAGCCUUCUUGGGACGGAUUCACCGACGACGCACAGUGUCAGCACACCAAGUCCAACAGAUAGUGUGUGCUCCCCGUCAAGCAGUGUGGCCUCCUCGGCGACUCCAUCCACCUCAUCCCCUGUAGAUGAGUCCCGACAAUGCCGAAAACGAUCCCUAUCGCCCUCCACGACGUCAUCGACGACUGCACCGCCGCCGCCGCCGCAGCCGCCAACGAAAAAAGGAAUGAAGCCGAACCCGCUGAACCUGACAGCAACCUCGAAUUUCUCCUUACAACCGUCAAUCUCGUCUCCACUUCUGAUGCUUCAGCAACACCAUCAAAACUCCCCGCUAUUCCAAGCACAGAUCAGUCAACUGUACACGUACGCAGCGCUGGCGUCUGCCGGGCUUUAUGGACCACAAAUAUCACCACAUUUGGCGUCCCAGUCACCGUUCCGAUCACCACUGGUAACACCGAAAAAUUUGGGGCUCGGCGAGCUUGGCAGCAGUGGUAGGACUCCCGGUCUUGGCGAGAGUCAGGUGUUCCAAUUCCCGCCGGUCUCCGCAUUCCAGGCCACAAAUCCGCUGCUAAACACAUUCUCCAACCUUAUCAGCCCGAUGGCCCCGUUUAUGAUGCCCCCAUCACAGUCGAGUACCUCGUUCAAGUUCCCAUCGUCAACGGAUUCUUUAAAAACACCUACAGUACCCAUAAAAAUGCCAACUUUGUAGUUUGAACUUUGGAGCGAGAAAAAAAUAAAAAUUUUCGAAAAGCAAAUUUUUUUUUUCGGACAUUUUUUUCCCAUUUUUUUUUGUUAAACUUUGCCAUGGGUUUUCGAUAGUCUUCUUUUUCCAAUUCCCUCUUCAUUAUUCCAAAAAAUCAAUCAAUAUUUUGUAUUCUCCAUGAUCUCCCCCACCGGAUGAGAGAGCGAGUCGUGUAAAUCUCAAUAAAAACUUUAACUUUUCUUUUUUUUUACUUUCCAUAUAUAUUUUUUUAUUCUGCCCUCAAAAUAUUCGCAAUAAUAAUAUAAUUUGUAUAUUUUGUGCCUUCACCAUGUCGUUUAUUUGGUUUUUAGUGCAUUUUUUACUUGUUUUUACCCCAAUUUUUGUGUUGAUUUACUAGAAGAAAUGAAUAAUUUGUCAAA